AUGGAAUAUAUCAAGACAUCCGCAUCAUCGGUACCAAAGAUAUACGCGAAAGAUUACUCAAGGAGUGUCAAAAAACGCACCGGAAACUUCACAAGUCGUUCUGCCUCCAAUGGAUCGAAAGGAACCGUAUCAGCCAACAAAACGCCGCUGCGAUGGGCAGCAAGCCAGAUAGCACCGACGACUCCAAACACCUCUGUCAGCGGCCUCCACAGACACUCCUUCGUCCAAGCCGCCUACGGCGCUAUCUGUAACUCCCAACCCUCCGACAAAGUCGACAACUUCGACUUCGACGCCCACUACAUCCAUUUUCAUCUCCGCCGUCGAUAUCGACGCGGUUCCGACUCUGGCGGCGACCCGAGCAAAUUCUUCCGUGUCGUCCAUGCCGCACUUGGGCCGCGCGAGGAACUGUAUAUGCCGUUCAAUAGGAUACAGGACACUGCGAAGUCCAUGUGGGCUGAGUUUCCGCAGCAUCUUGCGGACUUGGACAAACAUCAUCGUACCGUGGCGCCUGACCAUUGUAUCGGCGUCGUUCCGUGCUAUUUCGUGAUUGAGGGAUCGGACGAGCAUCUCGUCACGGGGUAUACGUUGAAGCACGAUAAUAUGCUGAAAUACAUGCGCCGAAAUCAUUGGGAUAUUCCGGAACGUAGACACGAUAGGUGGCUCGAGUGGUUGCAGGAGAAGGUAGAGUUUGGGCAUGUGUUUUAUCCUGUGAAGGGGUUGGAGAAUAAGGGAGUGCAGGAUUUUGGGGGAUGGUGGAGAUGA
Messenger RNA from Stereum hirsutum FP-91666 SS1, 762 nucleotides. RefSeq lists its product as uncharacterized. The transcript is spliced from 3 exons. Lineage: Eukaryota; Fungi; Basidiomycota; Agaricomycetes; Russulales; Stereaceae. The record is from RefSeq and is a predicted model, not a curated record. The coding region runs from base 1 to 762 and encodes 253 amino acids.